AGAGAAGAAACAACAGAUCAGACCUUCCCCUAAAAACAAAGAGUCCACCCACACAAAGACUCCUCUCUCUCUCUCUCUCUCUCUCUCUCUCUCUCUCUCUCCUUCCUAAUGGCCCAGCUGGACCAAAAUUUAUGUAGAAGAAAAAACACAAAAGAAGGAAACAUGGGGAGAAGAUGGAAGGAAAGAAGGAAAGAUGUCUUCAGACCUAUAGCAACCGAACCACCUUAAAAGUGACUUACCCAGAAAUACCCUUCUGCAACCCUCCGCAAAAAUCUAUCUUCAUCACAACCCAAAAAAAUUUAUUUCCGAUUUAUGUGGGCUUUUCCUUGUUGUCUUGGUCAGAGAGAGUUUCAGUGAAAAGAGGAAUCCUUCUUCCUCUAUUACUUUUAUUUCUCUCUCACCCCUCCCCCCUACACCCAACCCAAAGUCUUAUCUUUCUACAUUUAAUUGAUUGAACGUAUCUUCUUCCCUUCGAGAUUCUUCUUUUCUUUUCUUCUUGUUGUGGGUUUGUGCUUUUUCUUAGCUUUCCUUUCUCUACGGUAUGUCAUGUUGAAGAAGAUGAAGAGGGUUGCGAUGGAUUCUUCUCCUUCGUAUAUGGUUGAAGAGGAUGCUAGAGCCAGGUUCAAGCAUCAAAGUCUCAUGCAGGAUUAUCAAGAAUUGCUUAAGGAUACAGAGGCUUUAAAUAGUCAGUUGCAGAGAACAAAGCAGAAAAGAUCGACUCUCAAAGCUGAAGUCCGCUUCUUGAGGCGAAGAUAUAAACAUCUAGUAGCAGUCCAAACGCCCAGCACCCAAGCUGAACCCGAUCCCCCUAGACUUGUGAACCCUGAAAUCCGAGGUGAACCACUUUCAGAGAAAAGGAAUUACAGGUCAAAGGAAGCCCUAUUACCCAACAAUUCAGUUUUGGAGAAAAGGAGUUACAGAGCAAAGGAAGCUGCCCAAUUACCCAAUCAUACAGUUUUCGACUUGAACCAGGUUUCGAGAGGAGAAGAUGAAGAAGAAUUUCAGGUUUUGGCACCAAUGGGAAUGGAGAAGCCGCCAAAUAACUAUUUGGGGCCUAUUUGUGGAGGAGAUGAACAACCUGCUGAUCUAAACUUAGCUGUUUGUAGAGAUAUUGGUAAUGGGUCUAGUAGACCAGGGAAGAGGAAGAUUACUUGGUCAGAUCAGGUGGCUUUGAAGGUUUAGAUUGCCCUUCUGUAUUAGCUGUUUGGCCAUUUCGGUAUGGCUUUGAAUGGUUUAACCAUCAUCCCUUCUUAGUGUAAUCCAUUUUGGAUUUCCUCUUGGAAUUUGUAUAGGAUAAAGAAUGGAAUUUUAUAGGUCUAUUGUUUAUACAUGAUAUUUGUUGAAACAGUUCUCUACAAAUGAAAAUUUAGAAAUUGUUGAUGCAAUCACCCAUUAUUUUUCAUUGUA
Molecule: messenger RNA, 1407 nt
Organism: Telopea speciosissima
Lineage: Eukaryota; Viridiplantae; Streptophyta; Magnoliopsida; Proteales; Proteaceae
Exons: 4
Coding region: 547-1182 (211 amino acids)
Source: RefSeq, a predicted model, not a curated record